AUGGAACACCGUGUCGACGCAGUCGUGAAGAGGAUUCGUCUACGCCGUUGGUCAGCCGGUUGGUGGUGGAACGUCGCAUCGGCAUCGUCGAGACGAGGCUCCGCCUGGUACGCCGUUGAUCAGCCGAUGGGAUGGAUCUUCAAAUCCGCAUGGCUGACUCGCGCCCAUCUGGUGCACCGUAGGAGACUGCAGGCUUACGGCAAUGGCGUAAGCCAUUGUCAAACUCGAGUCGUUCUUCCACUACCAAAGAAAGUCGUGGCCAAAGUGAAGUUUGGCCGCGCCGGCACACAGAGCAGCCCUGUUUAGAGAAGGGAUCUGCUUCACUUCGGAGGGGGCCUGAAAAAGCUGGCAAAAAAUUGCUGGAGAACCACGUCGUCUGCAGGCGCACCGUGAUCCCAGACGCAAAACCCACAGUUGAAACAACCCAAAUCGAAACAAGAACAACAACCAUACUCAUUCUCCUCAUCCUACGUCUUCUUCCUCUUCCUCUCCCUAUUCUUCUGCCUAUUCUUCUCCUUCGUAAUCUUCUUCUCCAACUCCUUCCCGUCCCCCCACUCGUUGUCACCAGACUGGCAGGGUCAGUCCGCUCACUCUGGCAGCCUGGAAUGUUCGUUCCAUUUUAAACAAUCCGAGGAGCAACCGACCGGAGCGAAGGACCGCGCUAGUAGCUCAAGAACUAACGCACUACAAGGCCAAUUGGAGGAGGUGGGAGCCCAACCCCUUCUGGAGUGGUCGCCCCAGGUACGAGAGACAUGACGCGGGUGUCGCCUUCGCUAUCCAGAACGACUUCGUGGGACAACUGCCCAGCCUGCUGCAGAACAUCAACGAUCGUCUGAUGAGCCUCCGUCUGCCACUCCGGGAUGGGUAAAAUUCGCCAAUAUCAUCAGCGCCUACGCUUCGCCGAUGACCGGUCCCGAGGCCGCCGCCAAGAGACAAAUUCUACGACGAACUGCACGAACCCUAGGCGACUUUGUCGAAAGCGGACAAGUUGAUUGUCCUCGGUGACUUCAAUGCCCGCGUCGGAACAGGUCGUACUGCCUGGAGCGAAGUGCUGGGUCCCCACGGUCUCCGCGGCUCAAACGACAAUGGUCUGCUGUUCCUCCGCACCUGCGCAGAACACCGCCUCAUCCUGACAAACACGUUAUUCUGUAUGCCGGAGCGAGAGAAGGCCAUCUGGAGGCAUCCUUUAUCGCGUCAUUUGCACCUACUGGACUUCGUCCUCGUCUGGAGGCGAGAUCAGCGGGACGUGCUGGUGACGAAGGCGAUCGCGGGUGCUGACGGGCGGACCGACCAUCGCCUCUUCAUCUCGAAGAUGCGUAUUCGUCUACAGCCUCGCAGGAGACCACAAGUUAAGUGA
Messenger RNA from Spirometra erinaceieuropaei, 1357 nucleotides. NCBI's taxonomy places the organism in Eukaryota, Metazoa, Platyhelminthes, Cestoda, Diphyllobothriidea, Diphyllobothriidae. The record is from the annotation of a GenBank genome assembly.